This is a messenger RNA of Strongylocentrotus purpuratus (purple sea urchin), 944 nucleotides long. RefSeq names its product demethylmenaquinone methyltransferase. The coding region runs from base 24 to 659 and encodes 211 amino acids. Gene Ontology annotation, biological process: sterol biosynthetic process. The transcript has 3 exons. NCBI's taxonomy places the organism in Eukaryota, Metazoa, Echinodermata, Echinoidea, Camarodonta, Strongylocentrotidae. The record is from RefSeq and is a predicted model, not a curated record. Gene Ontology annotation, molecular function: sterol 24-C-methyltransferase activity. Gene Ontology annotation, cellular component: endoplasmic reticulum.
CUACAUUGCAUUACGAAGUAAUCAUGCCUCUCUUUGUCGACUCUAUCGCUAGAAACCUGAAAAGACCCGAGACUGGUUUGGUUGGAUCAUUUAUAUUGCGUUUAUUAAAGAAAGUAAACCGUUCCCUUGAGGAGAAGGCUGUGGAGCAUGCAGAGAUUGAGCCACACCAUCAUGUCUUAGAAGUCGGCUUUGGCCCAGGGUUAGGACUCAAGAGAGCAGCACAGUGUGUCAAAAAAGGUGAGGGAAUGGUACAUGGUAUUGAUUUCUCUCCAGCCAUGAUGACGGCAGCAAUGGACCAUCUAGAGCAGGAGAUUGCAGAUGACAUAGUUGAGCUAACACUAGGCAAUGCAGUCCACCUGCCUUACCGUGAUAACUCCAUGGACCGCAUCUUCCAUACCAACUGUUAUUACUUCUGGCCAGACGUGACAGCGGUAACCAAGGAACUCUUCCGUGUUCUGAAGCCUGGUGGUCAGAUGAUGACUCUGCUCAAUCUGGAGAGGGUUAAAGCAUCACAUGACACUGGCUAUCUCAAGUAUGGCAACUAUGAUCCAGAUGGCUACAUGGAUGCAUUGAGGACUGUGGGGUUUGAAUGCGAUGGUAUGAAGUCAUUAAAGGAUGGUGAAGCGCCAUAUGAAUUGAUUCCAGCGAGGAAAUCAUGAUUUGAGGAACAGUACUUUCAUAUUCCACUUUACUAAUCUUUGUAAUUAUAGUUUUGCAAUAUUUAUGUACUUAUGUUUUAAUAAUUUCAUACAAAUUAGUCUUUCCAGCAAAUUUUUCUUAAUUCUGCAUUACAUUCAUAUAAUACUCGAAGUUCAUCUAAUUUUCAUUUAAAUAAAAUAAGACUAAAUUAUAACUAAGAAAUCAUUUUUUUUUUAAAGGGCCACAAUUGUGGAAUAAUAUACCUCAAGAUAUAAAAUCUAGUCCAUCAAUUAACGUUUUUAAAA